This is a messenger RNA of Cheilinus undulatus (humphead wrasse), 1885 nucleotides long. RefSeq lists its product as uncharacterized. Gene Ontology annotation, molecular function: RNA binding. Bases 225 to 1097 code for a protein of 290 amino acids. Gene Ontology annotation, cellular component: cytoplasmic stress granule; nucleoplasm. The record is from RefSeq and is a predicted model, not a curated record. The transcript has 4 exons. Lineage: Eukaryota; Metazoa; Chordata; Actinopteri; Labriformes; Labridae.
UGGUAACUCCAUUGUAGGAUUUGAAAGGUUUGAAUCUCAGAAUUCCCUCCAAGUUUGCCGCCGGACCGUUUAUCUGCUAGGACUUCCUGUUCCACCCACAUUCUCGUGUCGCUUCCGGGUGUCCACACAAGACUCCACAUCCAGGCGGUGAGCCGACGUCUUCAUAACGCUGUAAACAAAAGUUACCCAACGGUUAUCUCCAACGACACAUCUAACGAAAAGACAUGCAUAUCAAAACCGGUUCAUGGGAAGUCAGCAACACUGUGUGCGAGUCCGAUACUCUUUGUGACCCAGCAGUCCUUGUUUCAGCCACCAACUCUGAGCCACACAUCCGCAACCGACGCCUGUCCCCCGGCUCAGGAAACUGUGGAGGAGGAGGUGGAGGCUGCAUCUCUGGAGUUGACCAACAGCCCCGUCAGCUUUCGCCUGAAGGUGACCUCAUUGCACCCGGUCACACGCACACCUUCAGCUACCGUAGGGAAAAAGAACGCAAGGGCCAGCAGCACAAAGGCCGCAGCCUCCGCAGGGAGAGUCAGAAGGGUGUCAGUCGUCCACAGAAGGUUAGCCCAAAGGAGAGGUGGGUGGAGGACAGUCUUUCUCUGCUUAAGCCCCCACCUGCCUUCCCGGUGCAGGACAGCCCCGCCAAGCUGCAGCCCGCCGUCAGCUACGCAUCCAAGGUGAAGGCUGGAGCAGCAACCGGAGCGCUGGAGGAGGACCGCCCAGCCAUCGGUGUUCUGCUACAGAACCAGUGGGGUCUCAGUUUCAUCAGUGAGGCGAGGUCCGCCUCAGACGGCUCCAACACUCACCCAAACGCCAACCCCCUCCCUCCACAGUCUACAGAUGCCCAACAGACGCCAGACGAGACAGUUCUCGCCCUCCAGCCUCCAGAAGAAACGGCUUCACCUGUCACUACCUCCGUUAGCCCCGCCACGCGCUCAGAUGUGGAUGAGAGCAAUGGAAAGCUGCUGCUUAGUUGUCGCCAUCUAGUGGAGGCUUUGAACUAUCACAGUAGAGAAUGGAAUAUUCUUUGUAACAAACAGAAAAAAGUUCCAAAAAAGGUGGUGUGGUAUAAGGAAACCCAGGAGCACCCAGCCUAGCAAUGUGGCAAACCCAAAGCAUACACCAACACCGAUACAACACACACCUACAUGCCCAUAAAAACACAUAAACAUGGACAACUGUGUCCCGUUCACACACUGCACUCAGGAUGAUGUCUUCACUCAAAGCCACACUGAGACACUUUGGACUAACUCCUUUGAGAUCUUACAGCAAUGGACUUUUUUAACGCCUUACAGAAAGCCUGCCUUAAUUAAUCAGACCUGUUUUUCAUCGCCUCCCGUACCAUUUUAGCUUAUAUGUGUAGAGCUGGUCCUUUUUGCCCUCUCUUCUUUUAAAAACAAUCUCUUAGGAGCUGUAAUUUUCCACUUUGUUGCAGUUUUUUUUUUUUUCCAAACUUUUGUUUCCUCUGUCAAGCGAGCGGUCAAUCAAGCACUUUGUUUUAAAAGAAUCUGUUGUGACCAAUCCCUGUGUGCAAGAAAUCCUCACCUGUGAUUUUUUUUUUCCCGUUAUCGAUCAGAAUCGGAGUAAUGUCUGUCUAGUAUCUGAGUUUUUAUGAAUGCCGAGGACGUGUGUAUAUGUGUCUUCAGUUUACAGAGGGAAGUAGUUAAAGGCACAGUAGAGGUCACCCUUUAUUUACCCUGCAGAUCGUAAUGCUGUGUUCCUUUUUAUUUGGUUCCCUAAUCGGGUGAAUGUUAACUCCACGAGGGAUUCCACCAUGUUCAGUAUGAUGAUUUUUGAAAAGAAAAUUUAUUGAAUAUGAAAUUUACACUGGAGAAAGAGGAGAAUGUAAGUGAACAGUAUUGCUUAAUAAAAUUGAAUAAACUUG